AUGGAGUACUGCCACGAGGACAUCCACUACAUUUGGGACGUUUUCGACGGCUCCUGCGCGGAGGGCAUCAAAGACCAGCAGAAGUUCUGUGCAGACCUUUGCUAUGACGGCUUCUACUGCGGUGAUGAAACAUGUGGCCCGUGUGAGUCUAAGUGUGCGCAGGAGUUCAGCCUGGUGCAGGAGAUCUUCGACUUUUGCGCAGACUGCGAUCCACCAGCUACCACAGCAACGACCACGAUGGCAAACAUUUAUGACAUGUGCUACAGCGAUGAUGCUGACAAAUGCGAGGACAUGAAGUGCUGGUGCAAAGAGGUCUGCGACAUCGUCAAGUGCCCGCAUUGCGAGGAGCUCUGCCACAAGAACCAGGACAAGGUGCGGUCAAUCUUCGAUCGCUACUGCGACUGCGGCUUUUGCGAUGUGUGGGCGUCACCCACAGAGGAUGCAGGGUUGCUGCAAGUCCGCAUGCUCACUGAUGCGACUGACUCAUGUGGCUGCCGAAGUGAACACCAGUACUGCUUCGACCUUUGCAAGGGUCUCGGUUACAGUGGACCCGGGCUGGGACGGUGCACUGAAGACUGUGCCUCAAGCGGGAAGUUUGGGCAUCUCUUGGAGGAUUACUGCCACGAGUGCCACGAUGACCCGCACUACCCCAAGACCACAAAGACGACCACCACCACAACUAUGGCAACGACCCCAACGACGCCCACCCCAACGACGCCCGCACCAACAACACCCACCCCAACAACGCCAAAGCCUUACACGACCAAGACCACCAGCAAGCCAUACCCUACAACCACAAAAGCAUACCCAAAGACGACAGAGCCUUACGAGACAACUGAGCCCUACAAGACCACGGAGCCAGACUACAAGACAACUGAGCCCAGCUACAAGACCACGGAACCAAGCUACAAGACAACUGAGCCCAACUACCAGACGACAAAGGCUCCGUACCAGCCGUAUUAUCCCAAGAAGGAUUAUUACAAGGCCGAGGACGUUCCGUACUACUGGAAGGUCAAGGAGGCCAGGGCCGAGUGGAAUGCCAAGAAGGCAGUGUACAAAGCCAAAGCCAAGGCCGAGUAUUUCAAAGCAAGGCACCCGGAGAUCUUUGGCUACCGAUAA
This is a messenger RNA of Symbiodinium pilosum, 1119 nucleotides long. The record is from the annotation of a GenBank genome assembly. NCBI's taxonomy places the organism in Eukaryota, Dinophyceae, Suessiales, Symbiodiniaceae.